AUGUUGAAAAUUAAAAGUGAUCCUAAUUCAAUGGGCAAAGAUUACUUUCUCGAGGAUGGGAUCGUAGUACGGACAAUCGUUGAUAAAAUUUAUGACACUUUUUAAUUUAAUUUUCAACCAACAUCGUUAGUUCGUAAACAGUCGGGGUAGUAAACGCAGUUUAGUUGUUUCAAGCAUAUGAAAAAGAAAUAGUCGAGGAAGAAGUUGAGUGGAAUAACGUCGAGGUUCAAUCGCCAUCAACUAUCUCAAUUCGUCUCGUGGCUUUUUUUCCUCUCGUGUAACGGCAAAAAUCACAAACAGGCCGCGUCUAUCGAGAUAACGGGCGAGAUGGCGGACCAAGUGCAAGGUUCUGCACGCUGCACGCUGCCACUUCUGGUCACGACUUUCCCAACAUUAGCUUCGAUUCAGAAUCACACGGAUGGGAGGGAACGGGGACUGGGAGCUGCGGCGGAUAGAGUACCGGAUUGA
Molecule: messenger RNA, 468 nt
Organism: Heterotrigona itama
Lineage: Eukaryota; Metazoa; Arthropoda; Insecta; Hymenoptera; Apidae
Source: the annotation of a GenBank genome assembly